GUGGCGGUAAUGCACCUAAAAGCUGUUUGCCAGCGGCCAUCAAACAGACAAAAGAAGAAGAGAAGGAGGAGGCGGAAGAAGAAGAAGAAGAAGAAGAAGAAGAAGAAGAAAAAGAAGAAUAUGAUGACAGCAAGCUAACAUGUCCCUUAAAAGCUUGCCGUUAAACAAUGUACCAGUCAAGAUGGGGCAGACCCUGUGCAUUUGCUCCCGUGGCGCCAUUACCAUCGAUAACAAAAAAUAUUACUUUGUUCAGAAACUAGACGAAGGUGGGUUCAGUUAUGUUGAUCUGGUAGAGGGGGUAAAGGAUGGGCGCUUCUAUGCCCUGAAGAGGAUCCUGUGCCAUGACCGUGAAGGCCGUCAGGAGGCUCAGACAGAGGUGGAGAUGCAUCAGGUGUUUAAUCACCCCAACGUCUUGAGCCUGGUUGCCCACACCUUUGUUGAUCGUGGAGGCAAGACUGAAGCCUGGUUACUUCUGCCUUAUAUUAGAAAAGGCAGUCUGUGGUCAGUUCUGGAGAAGCUACGAGACAAGGGGAGCUCAAUGCCUGAAAAACAGAUUUUGCAGAUCUUACGUGGCAUCUGCUCUGGACUCAAGGCCAUUCAUGAAAAAGGCUAUGCACACAGAGACCUGAAGCCCACAAAUGUGCUUUUGGAUGAGGAUGACAGGCCGGUUCUGAUGGACCUGGGCUCUAUGAACCGUGCCAGGAUAGAGAUUAGAGGAACCAGAGAAGCUAUGACAAUACAGGACUGGGCAGCCCAGCGGUGCACCAUUUCCUACAGGGCUCCUGAACUCUUCAAUGUAGAGAGCCACUGCAUUAUAGAUGAGCGCACUGAUAUCUGGUCGCUUGGCUGUGUGCUUUACUGCAUGAUGAUGUUGGAAGGGCCGUAUGACAUGGUAUUUCAGAAGGGGGACAGUGUUGCCCUGGCUGUCCAGAAUCCAGUGGCCAUCCCACAGUCUUGCAGUUACUCGGAAGGACUGCAAAUGCUGCUGAGCUCCAUAAUGGUGUCAAAUCCACAGGAGAGACCAAACAUCCAUUGGGUUCUUGACCAGGUACAGGACCUGCUGAGUUGCAGCCCCAACACCCAAACCAACAUGGUCUGAACUUGCACGGUACACUGGAUGUGGGAUCUCGGAGACCUUUGCCCACAUGAAUUCUCUCUUAUUUUGAGCUUGAAAAUAUUUCUUUUAUUUAUUGAAUUUGGUGUAAAAACCUACCUGCAGACUUUCACUCAGUUGGAGAGCUUGGCAAUAGUAUCAACUUUUAGUUUGACUCCUCCAAUAAGAUCCAGCUUGCUUUCGCAGUGCACUUUUGUGGACUUAUCAAGAAUCUGAAAGGCCUUAAAUGUAAUUUGACCCUUCAAUAUCUAAUGCAAGGGUCAAGUGGCUUUGUCUUGUAAUCUUAAAUGGAUAGUUUGACAUUUUGAGAAAUAUGCUUAUUCGCUUUCACUGAGAGUUGCAUGAGAAGAUCGAUACCACUCUCAUGUGUGUCCUUGCUGGAGCCAGCCGCCUGUUAACGUAGCUUAGCAUUAAUACUGGAUCAAGGGGUAAAUAGGUAGCCAAAUGGCAAAAUUCAGCCAGUCUAGCUGUUUACCCCCGUUUCCAGUCUUUAAGCUAAGCUAACUGACCGCUGGCUUUAGCCGUAGCUAAUAAGCGUAUUUCUAGCGGACUCCUUUAAAAUAAAUAGUUUUUGUCUUAAAAUUGUUGUUAGCAUUUUUAAUAAGAAAAGGAUAACAAAAUCUUUGCCAACCUUUCCAGUGGAUGAAAGCUACCUAAGUUCAAUACAUAUCAGAUUUCAUUCCCUACCAACAAUAAAAAUUUUUUUAUCUUGUUUACUAAGUUUUGUUUGAGGUUACAGGUGUGCUGUAAUCAUCAAUAUACAACUUUGCCUUCAGCUUUAAUUCACACCUUCACUCGCACUGUUUGUCUCAAGAGGCAGAGUACUCCUCACCUGCAAUGCUGCAUUUGAACACACAGAGGUGCUCCACCAUCACGUUCCCUUCUCCACAUAGUGACAUGGUGAUUGACCAUGUCUGUCUGUAGUGUACAGUUGAUAAUGUGUGAAUGGACUCUUGUAAAACACAGCAAAUAGUAUCUGCUUAUUCAAAAAGAAGGGGUCAGGUGUUACUGUAUACACCUAAAUAAUAGGAAAUGAACUUUGAACCAGUUGAAGGAAUCACUUGGAAAUGUUUUUAUUAUUUGUAAGUCAAAGUCAUUGUCAUAUUUGCUACUGCAGUUCAACAUCACUUUUCUCUGCAUUGUGUUUUCCAUUUCAGCUAUGCUUGUGAUUAAUUCUGGGUUUCCUGCCAUGUGUGAAUGUGGUCUCACACUUUUGUUCUCUCAGGGUUCACCCCCAUCUCAAAGGGUCUGACAUUCUAAAGUAGUAGACCUAAAUGGUACCUUUUUAAAACUCUAAUUACAUAAAAUAAUAAUCUGGGCAUUUAAGUUAAGAUAAUUGCUAUUGUGACUGUAAUGCAGUGAUAUUUACGGAAGUCCUAUGCAGCCAUCGAAAUAUAAAUAUAUAAAAUAUAUAAUAAAACAAAAUAUAUAUAAUAUAUUUUUUUUAUCUUUUUCAUAAUCGUCUUCAAAAAAAGUUCUUAUGAAGAGACUCACAAUAAAGCAUUUGCUAGACUCUGUGCCUCCCGGCGAUUCGUCCACAUCCAUCAAUCUAUGGACUUCAUUUCCCCAUCAUUCCCAGUCAGAGCAAAUUCAUGUGCUUCUCAUUCAGGGGAAUCCAUUUAACCUUACACAUUUCCUUAAUAGCCAUUGGGAAAUGUGUGAUUGGAUUCCCUUGAAUCUCUUCAUAACAACUUUGCUGAAGAGGAUGAUAAAAAAACACAAAAAAGAAGGGGGGGGAAAAGUCAUUGAGAGUGGGAGUUGAACACACAAUCAUUGGAUUAUGAGUCUUGGGCUCAACAAAGUGAGCUAACCAGUGACACUGAAAAGUUUCUGAAAUUAUGCUAAACAAACGCACAUGCCGACCCCUGUAUUUAUUUAUGGUUUGUUAUCUCGAGAUCACAAGAAACCUCACGAGAUAAUUAUCCCAUUGUCACGUGAAAACGGAGUUAAAAAAAAAUAUUUGAAUGGAUGGUCGCUUAGGGCUUCAGUAGAUAUUGGACCAUAUUAGAACUAAAACAUGUUCUUGAUAGUUAACUUAUACUGUUAAUUGUUAGAAUGGUAAUUCACAUACUGUUUAAAUAUAUUGUCUUUUUAAUAGAAGGUUUGGAUAUGUCAAAUACUAUUAAUCUUUGUGUGGUUAUUAAUGAAGAACUAAUACUGGUAUCACGGUACUGGUAAAAUAAGGAAUUAAGUGUACUGGUGAAGUUCACAGAUAUUAAGUAAGUGUGUUAUUUCAUUUAUGGAAAAUUCUUUUGAAAUUCUGUUUCAUCUCUUUUUCACUGCACAGUAACGGAUAAAUAAAUAUUAAAUAUGUAGCACUCUG
Molecule: messenger RNA, 3437 nt
Organism: Micropterus salmoides (largemouth bass)
Lineage: Eukaryota; Metazoa; Chordata; Actinopteri; Centrarchiformes; Centrarchidae
Gene: stk16
Product: serine/threonine kinase 16
Exons: 8
Coding region: 140-1099 (319 amino acids)
Biological process (GO): protein phosphorylation
Cellular component (GO): cytoplasm; Golgi apparatus
Molecular function (GO): protein serine/threonine kinase activity; ATP binding
Source: RefSeq, a predicted model, not a curated record